Molecule: messenger RNA, 3730 nt
Organism: Amphiprion ocellaris (clown anemonefish)
Lineage: Eukaryota; Metazoa; Chordata; Actinopteri; Pomacentridae
Product: NLR family CARD domain-containing protein 3-like
Exons: 3
Coding region: 1-1983 (660 amino acids)
Source: RefSeq, a predicted model, not a curated record
AUGGUCUGGAUAUUGGAGAAUAUAACAUGUGAUCUCUGUCUGUCAGUUCAUGUCAGUGAUGUUGGGGAGACUUCAGAGAACAGAGAACCUUCCUCCUUUCAGACUCAGCCUCCUCUUCCUCACACUGAAGAUGAGACUGUUCCGGUACCAGAACCACGUCCCAUCAGAUAUUACCAACAGAAGCUUCAAUCAAACUUCCAGGACACGUUUAAGGUUACAACAGAGGGGUGGGAAGAAGAUGAGCAGCUUCUGGUUGAUAUCUACACAGAGCUGUACAUCACAGCUGGCCGGGACGUGCACGUCAACACACAGCAUGAGGUCCUACAGAUUGACAAGGUGUGGAAGCCAUCAGACACAGAGACACAGAUCCAACCCAGAGACAUUUUCAAGCAUCCCUCUGGAAAAGACAUACCCAUCAGAACAGUGCUGACCAAUGGGAUUGCAGGGAUUGGAAAAACAUUCCUCGUGCACAAGUUUGUGUUGGACUGGGCCGAAGAAAGAACCAAUCAAGACGUGCAUCUUAUUUUCCCGUUCACUUUCCGUGCCCUGAAUUCACUGCAGGGAAAAGAGUUUGGUUUGGCAGAGCUCAUUCAUGACUGUAUCCAUGAAACUAAAGACAUCACAGUGGAGGCUCUGAAUUACAUCUUUACAGCUCUGCAGUCAUCAGGAACCAGCAGCUACAAGAAGAGCAGAUUCAAACUGCUGUUUGUGUUUGAUGGACUGGACGAGAAUCGCCUUCAUCUGGACUUUGAUGUCAACAACAUUCCCUCCGUGGACGUAACAAAGUCAACUAAAAUAGAAGUCCUGCUGAGCGGACUAAUCAGUGGAAAACUGUUGCGCUCAGCUCGCCUCUGGAUAACCACACGACCUGCAGCAGCCAAUCAGAUCCCUCAAAACCUCGUCAACACUACAACAGAGGUCAGAGGGUUCACCGACCCACAGAAGGAGGAGUACUUCAGGAAGAGAUCCAGAGAUGAGGAGGAGGCCAGCAGCAUCAUCUCCCACAUGAAGAAGUCACGAAGCCUCCACAUCAUGUGCCACAUCCCAGUGUUCUGCUGGAUCACUGCUACAGUUCUGGAGGAGCUGCUGAGAACCAGAGAGGGAGGAGAUCUGCCCAGAACCCUGACUGAGAUGUACAUAGAGUUUCUAAGAUUUCAGAUUGAUCACACACAAAAAAAGUACGGUCUAGAGAAGUGCAUUCAGUACAUUAAAUCAUUAGCUAAACUGGCUUUUGAACAGCUGCAAAAGGGCAACCUGAUCUUCUAUGAGAAAGAUCUGAGAGACAGUGGCAUCGAUGUGAGUGAAGCCUCAGUGUACUCAGGAGUGUUCACAGAGAUCUUCAAAGAAGAGCGAAGACGGAAAAAGAAAGACAAGAUGUUCAGCUUCGUCCAUCUGAGUGUUCAGGAGUUUCUGGCUGCUCUUCAUGUCCAUCUGACCUUCAUCAACACUGGAAUCAACCUGCUGGAAGAAGAACGAACAACCUUCAAGAAGCUGAAAGUAUUUCUGAAGAAACCUGAACUAAAACAUCUCCACCAGAGAGCCUUGGACGAGGCCUUACAGAGUCCAAACGGACACCUGGACUUGUUCCUGCGCUUCCUCCUGGGUCUGUCACUGCCGACCAAUCAGAAUCUCCUACCAGGCCUACUGACGCAGACAACAAGCAGCUCACAGAUCAAUCAGAAAACAGUCAAGUACAUCAAGAAGAAGAUCAGUGAGAAUGUGUCUGUAGAGAGAAGCAUCAAUCUGUUCCACUGUCUGAAUGAACUGAAGGAUGUUUCUCUAGAGGAGGAGAUCCAACAGUCCCUGAGAUCAGGACGUCUGUCCACAGAUGAACUGUCUCCUGCUCAGUGGUCAGCUCUGGUCUUCAUCUUACUGUCAUCAGGAGAAGAUCUGGAUGUGUUUGACCUGAAGAAAUACUCUGCUUCAGAGGAGGCUCUUCUGAGGCUGCUGCCAGUGGUCAAAGCCUCCAAGAAAGUUGUGUAAGUAGUUGGAGACUGAAGAUACUUUUUCAUUGUGCUGCUGUUUCAUCAGUUUAAUCUGCUUUUCGUCUCUUCAGACUGAGUGGCUGUAAUCUGUCAGAGAGAAGCUGUGGAGCUCUGUCCUCAGUCCUCAGCUCCCAGUCCUCCAGUGUGACAGAGCUGGACCUGACUAACAACAACCUGCAGGAUUCAGGAGUGGAGAGUCUUUCUGCUGGACUGGAGAGUCCACACUGUAAACUGGAAGCUCUCAGGUCAGGACUCAUCAACCUGUUCAACUGAUGACCAUUUAAAAUGUGUUUUUAUUUAUGAUGAGCAGAACAGCUGAGGUGGGAGGUUUUCUGUAUUUGUAUGACUCAGAUCAGUUGUGUUACUGACCUUUAGCACUAGUUUCUCUUAAUGAGGCCUCUUCCACUACAGGAACUGAACAACCUGGAACCUGCAUCACAGAACCAGAACCUGUAAGAAUCUGUGAAGUCUUGGUUCCAGGUUCUGUUUUAGUUUCCACUGUUUUACAAAUAGAAUGUUUCAGACAGGUGUUGAUCAAAACGAAACACCAGAACAAACAUUUCAUGUUCACACUUGAACUUGUUUUAUGGCUCUACUCCAGGUUGUUUUCUCCUGACUAGAUCCUUGCUUGUGUUCUUUCUACUCUCAGAUGUUCAUCGAUUUAGACAAAAGCGUUUGAUAAAUGAAACUGUAGUAUGUUCAUUUUAUUCAAUGAAUGAACUCAGUGCAGUUCAGCUGGUGGACAGUUGGACUGUUGUUUACAUUCUCAUUUGAGGUUCAGGUCCAAUUCCUUUUCAGCACUGGAGCCCAAAAAGCCACUGAAGCAGUGUUGCCUUCUGUCUCCACUGAGAUUAAAGAGAUCCUCAGUUCAAACCAUCUUAAUCUACUCUUAUGGUCUAGAGAGAUUUGGGGUGAUUGCUGAAAGCAGAGGUGAGAGGGUCCAGAUAGGAAGGUCUAGGUGUCAAAGAGAAAUAGACAGACUGGUAAAGGAAAGGAGGCAGUUAAGGAAGCAGUGGAGGAAGGCAUCAGAAGAAGAAAGGGAGGAAAUUAAUGUGUUGCAGGAGGAACCAAGAAGCAGGUUAGCAGUACUCAGAAGGGCAGAACACCUUAGGGAGAAGAGAAAGAACAAUGAAUGUGCAAUGAAUGUUAUCAUUUUUUAGGAACCCUUUUAGGUUUGUGAAGGGCAUGUUCAAUCAGGAAGAAGGAGGGCAGCUUAAGGCAGCAAAGUCAGAGGUUGAAGAGUAUUUGAGGUUGACGUAUUCCAAUUCAGAGGACAAUAGGAACAUAGGUCUUGGGAGGCCAAAAAAGGAGGAGACUGGCGAUGGCACUGGCUGUUCAGGGUCUCAGAGAAAAAGAAUUAGGUGAACAAAAAUCUGCUAAACAUUGUCCUUGGAUUGGCCAGACAUGUGACUGUCGUAGCAAGGAACUAUGCCUUAUUUGAGGACAAAGAAAUCAGUAGGUGGAGCUUAUUUAAAAAUAUGCUCAAGUCACACAUCAGAAUAUUUCAGGAUGAAAGUGACUUUGAAGAGGUGUUUAUGAACCAUGCAAAGCUUUUGCUUCAUGGGGAGGGGAACAAAAUUGUCUUUCAGUUUUAAAGAGAGUAUGUUAAAAAAGGGAAUCAUGGUUUUUUUUGACUGUGUUUUUAUUUUUGAUUUAUGGGUUUUUGUUUGUGUAUAGAAGACAAUUUUAAAAGUCAAAUGAGUUACUUUGUAAGGGAACCUUGGUUUUUUUUUUGAGGGGUGGGG